Messenger RNA from Tinamus guttatus (white-throated tinamou), 1582 nucleotides. NCBI's taxonomy places the organism in Eukaryota, Metazoa, Chordata, Aves, Tinamiformes, Tinamidae. The record is from RefSeq and is a predicted model, not a curated record.
CUGGCUGUGCCCGGGGUGGCUUCUCUCCCUGCUCAUGGAGGUCCUGCUCAGCCUCCUCAGCCCAGCUUCGCCCCCCGAGCUGGUGACAUCUGAAGACGCUGCGCUCCUGGAGGGGGUGCCUGAGGACAUCCUCUGCUUCUCCCGCUCCUUUGAGGACCUCACAUGCUUCUGGGACGAAGAGGAGGAGGAAGAGGCCAACAGUGGGAAGUGCCGCUUCUACUACUGGUACAACAGGGAGAAGCCCAAGGUGUGUGCAGUUUCCACGCAGAGCCAUGGGGCCAGCAGGACGCGGCACGUGUGCGCGUUCCCCAGCCAGGACGUGCGGCUCUUCAGCCAGCUCUCCAUCCUCGUUGUGAACACCACCAGCAACCAGACCAAGUACUCACGGGAGCUCAGUGUGGAUGCAGUGGGUCUCAUUGCUCCACCAACAAACAUCACGGCCACCUGGACUGGGGCAGCAGGGCAGCUCUGGGUCACCUGGCAGCCACCACUCGCUGACUACCUGAACUUCUUCCUCUACGAGGGCAGGGGCUGCACCCAGGCGUGGGUGGCUCAGGGCGAGGGGAAGCAGCCCUCUCCUGCCCUGGCUCCCCUUGCCUGCGCAGGAGACAUCGGCCUGCUCUGCAGCACCCCUGACCUGCAGCGCGUGCGCUGCGAGUGGAGCUGGGACCCUGCAGACGCCGGCAGCUCCCACGAGCUCUUCUAUCAGGCACCCCAGAGCAUGGCUGGCACAAGGGAUGAAGCCUGGCAGCGGUGUGAGGCGGUGAGCAUGGUGGCCCAGGGCACCCACACAUGCACAUUUCAGCCCAUGGCUGGCAGAGCCAUCUCUGUCCUGGUGAACAUCACCUGGCCCCACGGGCAGCCCACGCGCAGCUACUUCAGGGAACCCUUCUGGUUGCACCAGGCUGUGCUCACAGACCCCCCACAGCUCCUGCAGGCCACUGUGGCACAGGGCCGGCUGAGCCUGCAGUGGGUGCCACCCCUGGAGGAGCUGGCGGAGCAGCUGGUCUAUCAGCUCCGCUAUUCCGUGGAGAACAGCCACGACUGGAAGGUCUUGCAAGUCCCACAGGCAGCCAGGAAAGAAGUCCUGGACCUGCGCCCCGGUGCCCGCUACCUCGCCCAGGUGCGAGCCCAGCCCAGCGGGCCAUGGUACCAGGGCAACUGGAGCGCCUGGUCCAAGCCUGUGGUGGUUGAUGCCAUGGCUGAUGCAGGUAAGGGGCAGGGACAGGGAGCACCAGCCAGAGGGUGACAGUCCCAUGAGGGACACCGGGAUUCAGUGCUUCUCUUCCAACCAGACUGGAUCAUCCCAAGCGUCGCGGUGGUGCCACUGCUCUUCACGGGAAUGCUCCUGGGGCUGAGGUGCACCUUCCCCUCCCUCUACAGCAACGUGAAGGAGAAGCUCUGGCCACCUGUCCCAGACCUGCACCGUGCACUGGGCAACUUCCUCAAUGAGAGCAGCAAGCACAGCCAGGCCAACACUUUCUACAAGCAGCCCCCGGAGGACGCAGUGCAGCCCUGCCUGCUGGAGGUGCUGCCAGGCCGCCGGGCCACCGAACCGCCCAAGGGGACGCCGGGGCAGCAG